AAAAGAGCGAUACCAUCCUUUGUUGCACUGCUCUUUUUGCUGCCUUUCUACUGACGACCCUGACAUCUUACGUCUCGUGUCUUACUACUAUAUCGAUUCACUUCCCGUGGCAAGAAAUAGCUGGGUUCGGCCCCCCACUGCUGCUAGAGAGCUCGUCGACCCAUUUCCAUCACCAUGGUGAAGGAGACCAAGCUCUACGAUACCCUGGGCGUCAAGCCCGAUGCGUCGCAGGACGAGAUCAAGAAAGGAUACAGAAAAGCUGCUCUGAAGUGGCACCCCGACAAGAACAAGGACAACCCCAACGCCUCGGAAAAGUUCAAGGAGUGCUCGCAAGCCUACGAGAUCCUGUCGGACCCUGAGAAGCGCAAGAUUUACGACCAGUAUGGCCUCGAGUUCCUGCUGCGGGGUGGUGCCCCUCCGCCCGAGGGCGCGACUCCAGGUGGCAACCCGUUCGCCGGUGCUGGCGGCAUGCCUGGUGGCUUCGGCGGCUUCGACUUUGGCGGCGGCAUGCCGGGAGGCGGCGGCACCAGGACCUUCCACUUCAGCACGGGCGGCGGCGGCGGCAAGGGUUACAACUUCAUGAACCCCGAGGACCUGUUUGCAGAGUUCACGCGCAGCGGCGGCAUGCACACGGGCGGCGGCGGCGGUGACGAUGACGACUUUGGCUUCUUCUCGUCGUUUGGCGGCGCCGGCGGCCCGCGGCCAACUCGGACAAGGACGAGAUCCAACUUUGCCGAUGCGCAGCCCAGACGCGAGCCGACGCCCGAGAUUACGACGGUUGAGCGGCCCUUGCCCCUCACUCUGGAGGAGCUGCACAACGGAACGACCAAGAAGAUGAAGAUCAAGCGCAAGACGUUUGAUGAAACUGGCAAGCGUGUGCAGACGGACCAAAUCCUGGAAGUGCCCAUCAAGCCUGGCUUGAAGAAGGGCUCCAAGAUCAAGUUCAACGGAGUUGGCGACCAAGUAGAGGGUGGUAGACAGGACUUGCACUUUAUUGUCGAAGAGAAAGAGCAUCCUUUGUUCAAGCGAGAGGACAAUGACGUUGUGCACACAGUCACUCUGGACUUGAAGGAGGCCUUGACCGGAUGGAAGCGGGUGGUGUCUACCAUUGACGGCAAGCAGAUCAGCAUAGAAAAGGGCGGUCCCACGCAGCCCGGCAGCGAAGAUCGCUAUCCCGGACUGGGCAUGCCCAUGACGAAGAAGCCCGGCCAGCGAGGCGACUUCAUCGUCCGCUACAAGGUCAACUUCCCUACGAGCCUGACGCCAGAGCAGAAGCAGAAGCUCAAGGAGAUCUUGUAA
Trichoderma citrinoviride is the source of this 1299-nucleotide messenger RNA. Its product is annotated as DnaJ-domain-containing protein. Gene Ontology annotation, biological process: translational initiation. Gene Ontology annotation, cellular component: cytosol. The transcript is spliced from 3 exons. Gene Ontology annotation, molecular function: protein-folding chaperone binding. NCBI's taxonomy places the organism in Eukaryota, Fungi, Ascomycota, Sordariomycetes, Hypocreales, Hypocreaceae. The annotation marks the transcript as partial. The record is from RefSeq and is a predicted model, not a curated record.